AUGGGUAACAUCUGUGGAUUUGAGAUUCGAGGAACCGUUGUUGACUUUGAGGACUUCGACUGCGACGCUGAUUGCGAAGUACUUCACGAAGCGUUCCAUAAGCGGAUUGGAGUCCACGAAGAUGAUAUCAUCGAGAUCCUCUGCAAUAGAUCGAACGCUCAGCGACUCGAGAUCGCUGAAAACUACAAGGGACUCUAUGGCGAGGACAUGUAUGAUCGACUCGACAAGAUCCGCCGAAAGGACCUUCGACGACUUCUCAAAGGUCUCGCAAGAAGCCCCUCUGAAUAUGCUGCUCGUCAGUUGAGAAAGGCUAUGAAAGGACCCGGCACUGACGAGAGCACUCUUAUCGAAAUCAUCUGCACAAAGACAAACGGACAACUUGAAGAAAUCAAAGAAACGUACGCUGAAGUCUUUGAUCGAGACCUCGAAGAUGAUGUAUGCAGAGAGACUCGCGGUGACUUCAAGCAUCUCUUGGUCGCUGUUCUGCAGUGCUCUCGAGAAGAAGGCGUCGAUGAAAUUGACGAGGACGAAGCUGAGGCUGAUGCCCAGGCUCUCUAUGAUGCUGGAGAGGAUAGAUGGGGAACAGACGAGAGUGUUUUCACACAGAUUCUCUCGCACAAGAGCUGGCUCCAGCUACGCGUCAUCAUGAACAAGUAUGAAGACAUUGCUGGAAACACCCUCGAAGAAGCAAUCGAAUCAGAGUGCAGAGGAGACUUGCGAAAGGGAUACAAGGCAAUCGUACGACUCGCAAAGAACCCCGCCUAUUUCUACGCUCGACAGCUGUACAAGGCUAUGAAAGGUCUUGGAACAGAAGAAGAAGAUAUUUUCAGAUACAUCAUUUCCACUUCUGAGACUAUUCUUGGAAACAUCAAGGAAGAAUACGAAGCCGAUCAGGGUAAAUCUCUUGAAGAUGCUCUUGACGGAGAUUUCCGAGGCGACUGCUGCGAUGCCCUUCUCAAAAUUGUUUCUGAGUAA
Molecule: messenger RNA, 975 nt
Organism: Oikopleura dioica
Lineage: Eukaryota; Metazoa; Chordata; Appendicularia; Copelata; Oikopleuridae
Source: the annotation of a GenBank genome assembly